AUGGACCUGUCUGAUUCGAGUGACAAUGACUCAAGCGAGUUUCACACUCUUGAGGAGUUCGAUGCAUACCUCAAGAAGACGCUGCAGUCGGAAGGGAUAACAACCUCGUCUGAAGCAGUGUUGCAGACAUCGGAGGUCAAGUGGUCUCUUGAGAUCUGCAACGAAACUCAAUGUCAUGGUUGUGACAGCAAGAAUCCCUAUAUCUCCUACAUCGAUGGGAAUGAUCUCAAUUCCGACAGUGCCGGUUGCCCCCCGGCGGUGGCUCCCUUGAAUGCAAUGAAGAUGAAGAAAACCUGUGCUCCUUACACUGCGAAUCGGCAAACUUCAAAACUUACUCUGGGUGAAAAAUUAGAAAUCAUUCGUCAAUAUGAAAACAGCGACAACAAGCACAAAACGCACACACAAUUUGCAAAAUCAUAUGGGAAAAGCCGUUCUGCAAUCUCAAAACUCUUAAAACCUGAGAACAUUAUGAAACUCAAGGUAAUGGCCGCAACAGGGGUCCAGCCUACUGUGAAGCGAUCGGUCCUGCAAGUACCAGACUUUGAGCGAGCAGUAAGAGAGUUUGUGCUCAAGAUUGAGGGACAGACUCUUCGGCGUUCAAAGGUACAAGCGUUCGCUAGCGAUCUGGCAAGAAGGAUGGGAAUGUUGAAUUUCAGUGCCGGACGGGGUUGGUAUAAUGGCUUCAUGAGGCGAUACGGACUCAGCAAACGCCAAAAAGCCUGA
Molecule: messenger RNA, 723 nt
Organism: Guillardia theta CCMP2712
Lineage: Eukaryota; Cryptophyceae; Pyrenomonadales; Geminigeraceae
Exons: 1
Coding region: 1-723 (240 amino acids)
Source: RefSeq, a predicted model, not a curated record